Penicillium soppii is the source of this 1059-nucleotide messenger RNA. RefSeq lists its product as uncharacterized. The transcript is spliced from 4 exons. Lineage: Eukaryota; Fungi; Ascomycota; Eurotiomycetes; Eurotiales; Aspergillaceae. The record is from RefSeq and is a predicted model, not a curated record. Bases 1 to 1059 code for a protein of 352 amino acids.
AUGUCUGUCUCACCUCGAGUGCUCGUGGAGAAUUCCGGUCCGCGCCUUCUACGGGAAGUGUGGGCGCUCGCGGGUCUUGCGAUCUCCAUCAUCGCCUUGAGGAUACUUGCGAAAAUCAAGAUCCGCAAGUUUGGUUGCGAUGACAUCUUGAUGGUCUCAGCAUUGUGUUGUACUGUUGUCGGAUCGGCUUUUAUUACUGUUGGUGUGAAGCACGGAUUCGGCCAACAUGUUGGGGACAUUGAUAAGCCGGAUGUAUCCAAGGUCAUAAUGUAUGACUACCUGGCCCAGACCUUUGGAAUUGCUGGGGGGAGUUUGGGCCGCAUCGCUUUUAUCAUCUUCAUUGUGGGACUCCUCGGCACCAGGAGGCUAUACCGAGUCAUUCUCUGGAUUUUAGUCGUCCUGCAAGUUUUGACGAACGUGGUGUUGAUCAUGAUACUCUUCGUUCAAUGUCCUGGACAUGCCUCCGCCAUAUGGGCGCCAAGCGGUAAGGACAACUGCUGGGAUGUGCGCGUUCAAGCAUACUACGGGUAUUAUCAGGGGUCGUUCAAUUCGGCAACAGAUUUCUACCUCGCAAUAUUUUCAACGUGCAUAUUCUGGAAUCUUAAUUUGAAACUUCGUGUCAAGCUGGGCUUGGUAACACUACUUGGGUUGGGCAUUUUCGCAAUGGUAGCUUCUGUUAUAAAGGUAGUGCAAACCCGAAUAUUCGCACACCCAGAUGACGAUCCUACCGUUGCAACAGUGAGCUACGACCGCUGGCUCUUUAUCGAAGCAUACCUAGUCAUCAUCACUGCAUCAAUCCCUUGCGUCCGGUCCUUGCUGCGACCUUUCGAAGGACGGUCCACUGGCACUGGACGAAGUGCAUACGAGUUGAGCUCACCAUAUGCUGGCACUUCAUUGCCCAAUUCUCGGAGGAUGACACCCACCACUCCUGCGAAGGUGAUGAUGCGGAUCUCUGACGGUAAUGAUAGCACGGAUGAUAUUUUGGAUUGGUCCAAUCAUGACACCGGGGAACUACAUGAACCAACAGUCUCAAGCAAGUCGGUGCAUAGUUACGUUUAG